Molecule: messenger RNA, 1002 nt
Organism: Zingiber officinale
Lineage: Eukaryota; Viridiplantae; Streptophyta; Magnoliopsida; Zingiberales; Zingiberaceae
Product: transcription termination factor MTEF1, chloroplastic-like
Exons: 2
Coding region: 24-851 (275 amino acids)
Biological process (GO): regulation of DNA-templated transcription
Molecular function (GO): double-stranded DNA binding
Source: RefSeq, a predicted model, not a curated record
AAGGCCAGGUGAAGCCGCGAAGGAUGGCUGUCGCACUAGGCUCCUCCCGCCUUCCCAUCAUCUCUUUAUCCAGACACACGAUCCCCAACCAUAAACCUUCUCCGGUGACUCCUCGCCCGCACAAACCCCUCCUCCUCAGGUUCCGAACCUCCCGCCGUCAGAGCCUCCGGUACCUCACUUCUCUCGGCAUCGCCUCCUCCCCCGAGUCCAUCGCCUGGUCCCUCUCAAUCGUCGAAUUUCUCAAGUCCAAGGGUUUCUCCGAUCACCACUUCUCCCGCCUUGCUGCCGUAUGCCCUGCCAUAUUCACCUCCGCCACCGACGUCCACCGCACCCUCGCCCCUGUCUUCGCCUUCCUCGCCAAUGACCUCUCCGCCAGUCCCGAGCAGGCCCGCGAUUUUGUUCUCCGAUGCCCCGACCUCCUCGUCUCCAACGUCGAAAGUCACCUACGCCCCACGCUCUGCUUCCUUCGGAAUCUCGGGCUCAGAAACGUCGGAGCGCCGACCAAUCUCAACGCGCACCUUCUCAACACCCCUCUCGAGAAGCUGGUCUCCAAGAUCAAGUUUUUAGAGUCCAUGGGGCUGUCACACGAGGAGGCAGUUGGAGUUUGCGUUCGCUGCCCAGCAAUCUUUGGCUACAGCGUGGAGAACAACAUGAAGCCCAAGAUCGACUACCUGGUGCACGAGAUGGAGAGGCCGAUCGAGGACGUGAAGAAGUUUCCGCAGUAUUUCGCCUUUAGUUUGGAGAAUAAGAUAAAGCCGAGACAUUUGCAUUUGAAGAAGAGGGGGGUCCAGAUUCGCUUGCAGAGGAUGUUGGUAUGGAGUGAUGAGAAGUUCUACGCCAAAUGGACGUGAAACUUAUGGCCAGUGGUUUCUUCAUUUGCUUCAACUUUCUACAUUUUGUACUUUAUGUUGGAUCAACAUGAAUCAGUAUUCUAAUUACAAUUACAGAUGAUAAACCCCUCCAGUGAGAAGAGCUUUAAAAACUGUAGUUGAGCAAUUGAUC